Messenger RNA from Protopolystoma xenopodis, 375 nucleotides. NCBI's taxonomy places the organism in Eukaryota, Metazoa, Platyhelminthes, Monogenea, Polystomatidea, Polystomatidae. The record is from the annotation of a GenBank genome assembly.
AUGUCUGAACGUCAUCGCCGUGUCGUGCCGUCCUCUCUCACUCUCAUCCAAAGCACAAAUGGUAUGUGCAUUUUCGCAUCGUCAUGCGAGCCUGGCUUUACUCGGUACAUGUGCACACACAUCCAGCAGAGUGGGCACUGGGUGAUGAACGGCUCAAGGCCGACCAGUAUAAAGUGGUCGAGACUUGACGAGCGAUUCCAAACACACCACUUAGCGGACAGGACUCAUCUGUCAUCUCCGGUCCGAGCCUGCCCAAGUCUGAAGCACACGGUUCUGCCAUUUGGUACCAUGGCCGGUCUUCGCCGGUCACACACACACACAUAUACACAGACUUUUAUUACUCUAUGUUGGACAUCCGUUUUCCCCAGGAUUUAG